Molecule: messenger RNA, 5349 nt
Organism: Chilo suppressalis (striped riceborer)
Lineage: Eukaryota; Metazoa; Arthropoda; Insecta; Lepidoptera; Crambidae
Source: the annotation of a GenBank genome assembly
UAAAACCUUCAUGCUGCCAGUUAUCGCGCUUCGGCUUUCGUGGCUGUUUUAUCUGUGCAAAAUACUUUUUGUUUUUUAUUCUUAUUUUUGUAUUAACGGCUCAUACUUUUUGUAUAGUUUGUGCAGAGCUGUGUUUUCGUGAAAUUAUCACAAGCUUGGAUGCAGUGUGGUUGGAUAAAAGUUCAACAGUGCUUGAGUAAACGUGACUUGGUAGAAGAACUGAGAUUUUGCUUGGGUCAUUCAUUAAGUUGAUGGUCCUUCACAAGUUGUACUAUAGGAGUCGUGCAAGAAGCUAAUGUAGAUUCUUGAUUGCUUCACGCUAUAAAAGUAGUCGACUUGAAAGAUUCGCUUUUGAGACUUAGUUGAGAGGAAAUUCUGCAGUGAUGGCAGAGAUUAAAGACCGAGGGCAUAGACCAUAGAUGUGUUCAAUAUGGCGGCGUACGGUCGUGAGCGCGUUGCUGAACUGCGUGCUGAUGAAGAAACUUAAGAGUGCCGUGAGGAGUUGGCGAAGAAUGCGACUGUUCCGUAAACAUGAUGAUCUGUCGAUGACGCGUCAAGUAUCGACUGACCCGGCUCCUUCCACUUCGGGCACUCCUGCGCACCACCCGAGGCCUCCACCGGUGGAACUGUUACAAUUGGAAACCGACGAAGGUCAGAGAUUACGCGAACAACAAUUGAGACAGUAUGCUUUCUUUCAACUACGUAUCCACUUGAAAAGGGGACAAAACUUAAUCGCUAUGGACAAAAACGGUUUGUUGUCAGGAACGAGUGACCCCUAUGUGAAGUUCAAGUCUGGAGGGAGGCUACUACACAAGUCGAGGAUUGUGUACAGGGACUUGAAUCCGGUAUGGGAUGAAUGCUUUACUGUGCCAAUCGAAGAUCCAUUUCUUCCAGUACAAUUGAAGGUCUUUGAUUAUGACUGGGGCUUGCAAGAUGACUUCAUGGGUUCCUGCCACCUCGACCUGACGGCCCUUGAGCUGGGCAGGCCUCAAGACCUGGUGCUAUGCCUCCGGGACCCGAACAAGCCAACCCAGGACUUAGGGGAGAUUGUCCUGAAUGUCACGCUUUGGCCUAAAUCGCAGGAAGAUAAAGAACAGUAUUUGAUGAAGAACACCCGCCUCAGCGAUGUGAACAAGCGCCUGAAGGCGCAGAUCUGGAGUUCGGUGGUGACCAUCGUGCUGGUGGAAGCCAAGAACCUGCCGCCCAUGGACUUGGACACCAGGUCCAGCGACCCUUACUGUAAGUUUAGGUUAGGCAACGAGAAAUACAAGAGCAAAGUGGUAUGGAAAUCUCUGCAUCCUUCGUGGCUGGAGCAGUUCGAUUUACACCUGUACGAUGACCAGGAGCAGGUCUUGGAGGUCACGGUGUGGGACAAGGACAAACAGACGAAGGACGAUUAUAUAGGACGGUGUACAAUAGACUUAUCGAAAUUGGAAAGGGAGAAAACGCACAACAUAUGGCAAGAUCUCGAGGAUGGCAACGGACAAAUAUUCCUCUUGCUGACUAUCAGUGGGACUACGCAAUCGGAGACUAUUACAGACCUGGGUAGUUACAGGGAGAACCCGAGGGAUAGGGAGAUUGUGGAGAGGCGAUAUGCCUGGUACCAUCUCAACGAGAACGCCAGCGGCGUGGGGUGGCUGUGUGUCAAAGUGUUCGGUGCCAAAGGCUUGGCGGCUGCCGACUUGGGAGGCAAAUCCGACCCAUUCUGCGUACUUGAAUUGGGAAACGCGAGGUUACAAACGCACACUGAGUACAAAACGCUAACCCCAAACUGGAUGAAGAUAUUUACGUUCACAGUAAAAGAUAUAAGUUCAAUGUUAGAAUUAACCGUCUACGAUGAAGAUCAUGACCAUAAAGUAGAGUUUCUAGGUAAACUUGCUGUCCCACUGUUAAGCAUUAGAAACGGUGAAAAACGCUGGUACGCACUAAAAGACAAGAAGAUGAGAGCUCGGGCGAAAGGGAAUUACCCGCAGAUACAAUUAGAGAUGACUGUGAUAUGGAACCCGUUAAAAGGUGCAAUUCGAGUAAUCAAUCCAAAGGAGCCUAAAUAUAUGCAUCAAGAAGCUAAGUUCAAGAGACAACUUUUCAUAAGGAAUGUUAUGAGAUUAAAAGCAAUUAUCAUGUGGUUCAUAGAGGUUGGAAAAAUUUUACAAGACUGUUUUGAAUGGGAAUCAAGGGUGCAAUCGUUUCUUGGUCUCCUUGUGUGGCUGGUUUUUUGCUAUUAUUACCAAAUGUGGAUGUUACCUUUUCUUAUUCUCAUCUUUUUUGGAAGGAAUUGGCUUAUAUAUAGACUUACUGGUGGCAAUCCUUUACUAAUGCCGGUUGAUGAUGAUGAUUUGUUGGCAGAAGAAGACGAUGAUGAAGAAGCAGAUAAGGAGGAAAAAAAGUCACUAAAAGAAAGAUUACAAGCAAUACAAGAGGUAACACAAACGGUCCAAAAUGCUAUAGGUUACGUAGCAUCGUUGGGAGAAGCUGUUAAAAAUUUAAUGAACUUUACUGUGCCAUAUCUAAGUUACUUAGCAAUAAUCAUGUUAUUUGGAGCAAUGUUCGUGUUAUAUUUGAUACCAUUGAGAUACCUUCUAAUGGCGUGGGGUAUCAAUAAAUUUACUAGGAAAAUUUUACGUCCACAUACAAUACCUAACAACGAAGUAUUAGACCUUUUAUCAAGAGUACCUGAUGACGAAACAUUGUUGGACUGUAGAGAAAUAAAACCACAACCUCACAAUGAGCACCGGCGAGAUGCAAGAAAGAAACACAAAGCUGCAUAACACAACUCCACUACGGUCCGCCAAAGGAUCAAACAAUACUUCUCCAAGUUAUUUUAUAACAGGGAUUAUAGUGAACUUUAAGCAUUAUUAUAAUAUUGUAAAAAAAUCCUUUUUAUGAUUAUUGCAGUGGGUUAUAAGCAAUAAGGAAGAAUAAGUUAUGAUGUGAAUUUUCACAAUAAUAUUUAAAUAGCACUCCAAAAACAGAUAAAUCCAUCCCUAAAUCUAAAAUUAAAUAAGGAUCCAGAAGUGAGUACCUGAUGAAAAACCAUUUUGUUAGAAUUCCCUAAUGUUUUAACAAAAUUAUUCGAGUUCGUCCAUGUCUCGUUUGUUACUUUUACGUGACGGAAUAGUUAUUACAAGAAUGCAAAAAAUUAUGGUGACAUAAUAUCUGAUAUUUACUUGCAGCAGUUUUGUUUAAGAUACAUGAUAUUGUUACAUGAAAGUCCCAAUGUGAAAACCUGUUAGAUUGUUAUAAUAAAAUUUAGAUAGGAUUUAUAUGAACAUUUUGUAAAAAUGUUACAAUUUUGUUAUAUUUAAAUACCGAUUUAGAAUAGUUUACCAAAUAUUCAUAGAAGUAUAUAGUAAGUUAUCUUUGACAGCUCCAAGUCUACAUCUACUCCUUCACUCAUAAAAUAUAUAAACUUAACAAUAUUAAUAAUAAUGCAAUAGUAUAAGACUGAGACCAAUCUCAUUGAUAGUUACGAUAGAUAGAAAAUAUUUAUAGAUUCAAAGUUUUAUAUUAAUAUGUAUAGUUUGUUGUUGUCUUUAUUCAUUCCAAAAGUAACUUUCUUCUAGGUAAACUAAGUCCGAUAUGUCUUUUAUCUAGUAUUAUAAUAUAGUAUUUCACCUUGACAUUCUAACUUAAAAAAGGCAUAUAACGUAUUCUUUCUUCAAUGACAUCAUACUUUAUCAAAUAUAUUAACAAAAAUAAGCGUUUUCAUCUAUAGUAUACGACAGGCUUAUUCAACUUUACGUAAUCAAUAAUGUUCCUUAUUAUUUUGAAUUUGUUUCAGAAUUGAUAAUCUUCUACUAUAAACAUAAACUAAAUGCAUUUCAUUAUUUCUAGUCAAUUUCUUCUUAAAACGGGACGUUCCUUAAUAGUAGAUAAUAAAAAUAAUAAAAUGACAUUUUACUCACGCACAGCUUAGGUAAUCACUAUCUUCAUUAUAGCACAAUGCACAUAACGAUAAAAUCAUAAAUUCUAAAUCAUGUUAUUGUAAAUAACCGCCGCAUAAAUUGUGAUAAAUUAGUAUUUAUAGAUUGUAUUUUAGAUAAAAUUAGUCUUAAGACUUAGUUUUUAAAAUUAUUUUGCUAUAACAACAUUCAAAUAUUGUCAAUCGAAACUUUUUAUCUGAGUAGCUUAAAAAAUUAGGAAUGAUACAACACCAAAGAUUUUUCUCAUAAAAUUACCUAAAUCUCAUGUGUAAUUCCUCAUAUUGUUGUAAUGUCUGCUUUUGUUACUGUCUGUAAAUGCAAUUCGAUUGCUACACAGAAUAAAAUAAUGAAAUCCUAUUAUAUUAUUUAAAAUUCAAAGAAUCUUUAUGGUCUUCCCUGCAAUCUUCUGUGUUUUUUUUUUUAUUUUGGUUUCUAGAUAGUUGGCAGAUAAUUUACUGCAGCAUCUGUUUAUGUACUCCCUAGUUGAAAAAUGCUUGUUAAAUGUUAAAUUAGCACCAAGAUACAUUUAUUUCCAAAUAUUUUGUAUUCUAUUAAUAAGUCAAUUAUUCUCCUCAGCUUUGUAUUCAGUGCCAGCUUUCGGUAGGUACUUCACAUUUUUAUCACAUAGAAUCAUGAUGAGUUAUUAAAAUAUCAUUUUAUGCAUUCCGAUCAACAACAAUACAUGUUAAUCAUGUAUGAUCCAUUUGAAAUUUCAAUAAUUUUCACAUAGGUAGUUCUUUAUAAUUGUCUCAUCAAAAGGGAAACUAAAAUAGGUAUGUAUUUAUUCAAAUUCAUUGAUAUGGGAAAAUAAGCUAUGAUGCAAACUGUCAAAAUAAAUAUUAAAUGCACUUCAAAGACAAAUAUCUCGAAAUCGUAUAUUGUAAUCGUUUUUUAGAAUAUUGGUAUCAAUAUUCUCUGAAUUUAUUUUAACUACUGAAAAGUUAGUUUUUUAUGACUAAAAUGAUGAUUCAACAUCUAAGAAUUUAAUUCUAUUAUCGCACUUAUUCUUUCUGUAAAUGUUCAGACAGGCACAUUAUUACCACAAAUUGAAAAGUUUUUGAAUCUUAAAUGAAAAGCAAUAAAAACCUCUUAGUCAACCAGAUAAUUUCGAAAGUGUUGGAUAACUUGACUUAUUAUGUGACUGCCUGUACUAAAAGAACGUUAAUAUUACUCAUAUCUUGACAAUCUACUGGUUAAAUACAUUUACGAUUCGCACUGCAUAAUAAUUAUUACCUACCUGUUUUAUUUGCCCAUUUGUUUAAACUAGUUAUAAGAAGGCAGACAUUUAAGAAUAUAAUAUUUUUUCUAUCUCUUCCAAUCAAACGCAUUGUUUUAGAUCAUAAGUUUUAUGAAUUAUAUAUUGAAGCACAAAAAAGUGAUGAAAAUGUUAAUGCUUUCAUAUUUUAAAAUAUUAAAAAGAGAUGUG